Molecule: messenger RNA, 1194 nt
Organism: Trichobilharzia szidati
Lineage: Eukaryota; Metazoa; Platyhelminthes; Trematoda; Strigeidida; Schistosomatidae
Source: the annotation of a GenBank genome assembly
AUGAAUUUUUCCACGAAUUUCAAGCACUUAAAAAUAUUAUCUAGUGUUAUUGGAGGAUUCAACUUAUUGAAACCAUUAAAUUCUACGGUAGUGCAAUCAAAUGCACUGAAGAUUCUACAGACUGAUAAUAAUAAUGGUAAAUGUCAUUUAUCGACAAGUUGCAGUUUAAAUCGUCAUCCUGGUAUUACGUAUCCUCGACCAGUUAGUCGUUAUUGGGCAAUAUGUAAAUUAAGAGAUCCAAAUCAAUACACUGUGGAUGCUUUACCAUUGGUACGAACUGGAGGAAGAGGACCUGAUGGUAAGAUUCAAUAUAAACAUGUUACAACUGGAUUAAAUCGUCCUUGGUUUAUGGUGGAUCAUAAUCGUUCUAGGCAUUUACCGACUAAAAAAGUCUUUGAAGAAAUAGUAUUACAAAUUAAAAAAAACUGGUGGAGACAUCCAUACAUUGCAUUAGUAGCUUCAGGUGAAGUGAAACGAUGGCUUAUUGCGACUACUAGUAUGAAACCUGGUGACAUAAUCCGUUCACAUGUGGAUAUUCCAACUAUUCCAGUUGAACCAAAAGAAGGUGAUGCUUAUCCUAUCGGUGCAUUACCAGUCGGUACAAUGAUUAGUCAAUUUGAAAUUAGACCUGGUCAAGGUGCCGUAUACUGUCGAAGUGCUGGAGCUAGUGCAGUUGUUCUUCGACGUGGAAAAAAUGUUGGCUUAAAGUCUAUUGAAGAGCUGUCCGCUUCAACAGGUUCUAAUGAUGAACUAGAAGAUGAUGAUGUUGUAUUCGUGAGAAGAAAUGGUAAUUCUAAGGUAUAUCGACUUCUACCAUCUUGUAUGUGUGUAGUUGGUCAAGUUUCGAAUCAUCAACAUGAUCAAUUCAAAUUUCGUAAAUUCGGUGAAAAGAAAUGGCGUGGAAUAAAACAACGCAGUGGAUUAUUUCAACGUAAAACUGGUAGAUUCGGUCGUAAAAUACGACCAAUUGGUCCACCUAUCGAUCUUGUUACUCAUGAAAGUUCAAAAAAUCAAUUUAUAUUAAAAUGUUCCUAUCCAGGUCUAUCAGAACGUACACGGAUGAAAGAACAAGCUAAAUUUGAAGCGCUACAUCCUCGAAGUAUAAAACGACCACAACCUGUACCUAAGCCACACAAUACACUGCCUGAUAAAAUGCCAAGAUAUCGUUGGUGUUCUUGGUCAUCUGUACGAUAA